Penicillium nucicola is the source of this 1683-nucleotide messenger RNA. RefSeq names its product oligosaccharide translocation protein RFT1. Gene Ontology annotation, biological process: glycolipid translocation; dolichol-linked oligosaccharide biosynthetic process. NCBI's taxonomy places the organism in Eukaryota, Fungi, Ascomycota, Eurotiomycetes, Eurotiales, Aspergillaceae. Bases 1 to 1683 code for a protein of 560 amino acids. The record is from RefSeq and is a predicted model, not a curated record. The transcript has 3 exons. Gene Ontology annotation, cellular component: endoplasmic reticulum membrane.
AUGGCUAAACUUGGUGAUGCCCGUACGGGCAAGAUUCUGGCUUCGUCGGUGACGGGCACAACAUUCCUGAUCAUGAUUCAAUUAGCUUCCAGAAUCUUCACCUUUGCCUCAAAUCAGUUGAUUCUACGCAAUCUUUCACCAGUUGUACUGGGCAUAGCUGCUCAGCUCGAGCUUUUUCAAGUUUCAAUCCUGUAUUUCUCAAGAGAGAGCAUUCGAAUGGCCAUUCAAAGACAGCCAAUGUCAUCUUCAUUGAAGAACAAAGAUCACACCGGUCAGGCAAACAAUGCAUCAGUACAUACACAAUCUUUGGCAUCUCAGGUGGUGGUGAAUGUGUCUUAUUUGAGUCUUGCCCUUGGUGUUCCUGCCACUCUCUUUUUCACCAUUCUAUAUCAGCGCUUUGUGUCAAAUGAAGCUUCAAAUAUCGCCUUCUUCCAUUUCAGCGUGGUGGUCACUGCUCUUGCAGCUCUCAUUGAGCUCAGCAUUGAGCCAUUCUUUGCAGUGGUUCAACAACACAUGCUGUAUGAGAAGCGUGCUGCCGUGGAAAUGCCAGCAGCAUUUCUGAGGAGUGCUGUAACAUCUGUUGCCUUUAUUUACAGCUCUCGGGCCAAUUAUAACCUUGGCGUGGUUCCAUUUGCGCUAGGUCACCUCGUCCAUUCGUUAACCCUCCUGUCUGGCUAUUCUUUGGUCUUACUAACGGGACCAAACAACAAACACUUCUCUUUCUUGUUGACACGCGUGCAAUCUAGUGAUCCAUCAAAAUUCAUACUUGGAUUGUUCUCGCGCCAAUUGACGACAUUUGCUGCCAAUGUUUUUUUUCAAUCUCUGGUGAAGCAUUUGCUCACGCAAGGCGACACCAUGAUGCUUGCUGCCCUUUCGGGGCUGGAAGAUCAGGGUAUUUACUCUCUUGCAUCAAACUACGGCGGUCUUGUUGCACGUAUCAUCUUCCAGCCACUAGAGGAGAGCAGCCGAAAUCUCUUCUCAUCCCUCAUGAGUCCAAAUGAGAGUGGGAAAUUGAGCAAUAUGCAAAUCCGCGCGGCCAAAAAACAUCUUUUAGAUAUUCUACACGCCUACCAGAUGUUUUCAGUUCUUCUUUUUCCGUUGGGCCCUAUGAUGGUUCCCCAUCUGUUGCAUGUCCUAGGAGGUCGCCAGUGGGCUUCACCAAAAGUUGGUGGUCUACUUUCUGUCUAUUGCUACUACAUUCCAUUUCUGGCGCUCAAUGGAAUUACUGAAGCAUUCGUAUCAUCCGCGGCCAAUCCUCGUGAGAUACGGCAACAAACAGGAUGGAUGGGUGUCUUCUCUGCCUGUUAUGCUGUAGCAGCCUACAUGUUCCUUGAGCUAGGAAAUUUGGGCGCUUACGGAUUGGUCCUGGCUAACAUUGUGAAUAUGGCGGUUCGGACUCUCUGGAGCUUCACUUUUAUCAAAUCGUACCUCCAUCGACAAGGAGAACAUCUCUCUACAAGUGAAGCAACCAUCCGACCUGCUAGCUUCAUCAUUGGGGCCUUGACCAGUAUGACGAUGACUCGACAAACAUCUGAAAACUCGCGACUUGGAUUUUUCCAAUCGUGUACAGUCAGUAUCAUAUAUGUUCUUGUGAUAUUCUACAUUGAAAAGCAAUACAUACUGGGCCAGUUGGCAAGGAUCCGUGAAACAAUUUCCUCCCACAAGAAAGACAAGAGGCAUUAG